Molecule: messenger RNA, 2592 nt
Organism: Cadophora gregata
Lineage: Eukaryota; Fungi; Ascomycota; Leotiomycetes; Helotiales; Ploettnerulaceae
Exons: 3
Coding region: 506-1840 (444 amino acids)
Biological process (GO): regulation of transcription by RNA polymerase II
Cellular component (GO): transcription regulator complex; PcG protein complex
Molecular function (GO): DNA-binding transcription factor activity, RNA polymerase II-specific; RNA polymerase II cis-regulatory region sequence-specific DNA binding
Source: RefSeq, a predicted model, not a curated record
UGCAUGUUUACACACGCAUUCUCUCCACUCUUCCUGACAUUUUGCUUUUCCUAUCCACCCAUGAAUUGGCGGUGUGAAUGCGGCCAGCAACAACAAACCUCUUCUCGGAUUUGUGUUCAAGUAGUUAUUGUACAUGACUGACCUCACUUGCUUCUAGAUUCAUCGUGCGCCUCGUUGAACCACUCUCAGUCGGCGAAGACUCAUCUGAAAUCGCGCCGCGACGACAUUCUCCGUCACGUUAUCUACUUCGCGUCGGCCGUCUCCUUGUCGAGCUGUGUUUGAUCACAUCAAAUCUGGCGAGUAGAGUCCAGCUAAAUCACUUGCGGAUAUCCUUCCGAAAUCUCGUCCCCGAGACAUAGCAUUACGUUCAAGACACAGCGCCAGAUUUUCCGAACCUGAUCUAACAAGUUGGAUGAACCCCUGAUCCGAGCGUCCCCAAUUUCUUAUAACCUUCCACCCACACCGCGUCCUCUUUGCAAUCUUUCAGAACUAUUCCAACUCAAUCAUGGACAUCAAGCAGAUAGUCAACGCCAAAGGCGGCCCCAAAGCAGUUGCGGCCGCCGCAGCAGCAAACGGAGCCGCACAAGACCUGCACCUCCUACAGUCCAUCUCUCAAGCCAACAGCAUGCCUAUGUCUGACACAGGAUCAGAACGCGGUAACUCGCCCCAUGACUCCGAACAUUCACGUUACUCUGCUCCAAGAUAUGGUCAGCUUAAUGGAAUGAAUGGUGGUCCCAAUGCAAUGCGCUACCCCUCCCCAACAGCCAUGCAAAAUCCACUUCCAAUGCUACAGCAACCUUACCGAUCAGACAAUGGAUUUGAUAACGGCAUGAUGCAACAGGAGAAUACCAGACCAAGACAGGCUGUAGAUGGUGCUGUCCAGAAGGCGUUCCCAUGCAGCUCAUGUGGCAAGGGGUUUGCAAGACGAAGUGAUCUCGCACGACACGAACGUAUACAUAGUGGCGUUCGACCACAUGUCUGUGAACAUCCAAACUGUGGCAAGCAGUUCAUUCAGCGGUCCGCUUUGACUGUACAUAUGAGAGUCCAUACCGGAGAGAAGCCUCACAUGUGCGAGAGAUGCGGAAAGCCUUUCAGCGACUCGAGUUCUCUCGCAAGACAUCGCAGAAUCCAUUCAGGCAAACGACCUUAUAAAUGUCCUUACGCAGAUUGCCAGAAGACUUUCACUCGACGAACAACUUUGACUCGCCACCAAAAUCACCAUACCGGAACUGUUGAGGAGGCAGCAGCAGCUACGGCAGCAGCUCUUGCUACACGAGCUGGAAGCAGCAGAGGAGGCCGUCAGCGCUCGGAUGGAGAGCAGUACUCAAACAAUGGAUCUCCCAUGUCAACACCAUCUCCAGGACAGAGGCAUCUCACAGCAUCGCCUCAUUCAGACCUUGCCCCCAUGAAUGGUAUGCAGCGACACCCUGGAGAAUACCAGUACAUCAACAACAGUCACCUGCCUGGCCAUGUCCGUGGAGAUUACCACAUGCAAGGUCAACAACCUCCAACCACAGCUCCUUACUCCAACGGCAUGAGACCAACAUCUCAUCCAUCCGCAUAUGGACCACCCUCGAUUCUGGAACCUCCUACAAACUCGGACCGUCAAUCUGGCAGCGCCAUCGGUAGUCCUCACAUGAGCAGCGUAGGUUGGCAAUCACCAUCGCAAGGUAGCAUGCCAUCUCCUUCUCAGAGCAACGGCUAUGUCUACCCGGAUCCAGAUUAUGGCCAGUCGCUCUACUAUCAAAAUUCCAACAUGCGAAGACCACAGAGCACCGAGCCCGAUGCGUAUGAUGUCAAGCCAAGAAUGGGGCAAGAGAUGUGGACCGCAGCUCAAUAGAUUCUGCCACACCCAAUUCUCUCAUCACGAUCAUUCGCAGCAGCUUGCAAUACUCUCUUUCAUACUUUCAUGAAUCGUCUUUGAUACACCCUCGAUACCCUGUAUAUUUCACGUCUUCACUGGCUUUUCUUCCCAUUUCCUUCGUUGGUGUUCUCGGGCAUUGCGGCAUAAAAUCAUACAGGUCUACAGCACUCUCCAAAAUUGGGCGUCAUCUUUCUUUUGUCAUAUUGUUUUCGCUGCUUUUCUUGCUCUGGCGCUGGCAUGUUAAACUUAGAAUGAGUCCGACUUGAGGCCUUGGCACCAAAGGAAACAAAGAUGGGGCCGAGCUGCGAGGCUGAUGAGAACAUUGAUGAUUUCCUUUUGUUUGUUUUGCCUUUGCUCUUGCUCGAUGUCUUUGAUGGGUAGGCUUGUUUUUUUGUACGUCGCUGGGUCUAAUGAGCUCUACAUCUUGCUUUAACUGCUAAAGACGGGUCUCGGGAGGAGCGGUAUAUCAUGUACAUUAAUCAGAGGCUGAGAAUGAUGCUCAGUCGUAGCAUACACAAUCUGGUGAGCAAUGAACCUUAAACAAGAAACAAGAACGCAACUCUCCGGCAAAAGUGCGACCUUGAAAAAGUAUGAUGUAGGCGAGAAGAAUCCCUUGGCUCUAUUUUGUUAAAGUGUCUGUGUUCCUUGAGUUGCGUACUCUGGGCAAGGCACUCAAUUUUUUGUUCGGUGUCCUUCCUCGUGGGGCAUGGUACGCUCAGAUAAAUAUG